AUGGCGUCCGGUGUGUCGUCUGCCACAACAAACCUAUUAAUUAAAGACAAUACGGUAAAGGUUAUACUUUCUGACAAUGUAAAACUGCUUGCUGCUGACGUUAUAAAAUUAGUUGAAGAUAAACUUGGUGACGAUAGCGUUCUUGCUAUUGUUCCUUGUAAUGGAUCAUAUGAUGUUACCGUCGUCAAUAAUAAAUUAGCUAGUGUUAUAGCACGAGAUGGUUUGCUCCAUGGCUCUGAAGGUCUUCAUUGUAAAUUGAUAGAUUCCAGAGUAAAAGUUGUGUCUUUCAUGCAUAUCCCUGUUUAUGUUUCCGACAAGGAUAUUGAAGUCAAAUUGAAAUCUUGGGGUGUGACCUCAUGUGGUCCUAUAAUCAGAAAAACUAAGGACUAUGAUGGUAAAAAGAAGUAUGAUGGUACGAGGUUUGUAAAGGUGGAAUUCCCCCCCACCGUCUGUAGUUUACCGUAUGCAACUGUUUUCGAUGGUCAGUCGUAUUCAGUGCGUCAUAAUGACCAGGAGAAG
Molecule: messenger RNA, 519 nt
Organism: Lottia gigantea (owl limpet)
Lineage: Eukaryota; Metazoa; Mollusca; Gastropoda; Lottiidae
Exons: 1
Source: RefSeq, a predicted model, not a curated record